Messenger RNA from Lolium rigidum, 1437 nucleotides. RefSeq names its product glycosyltransferase BC10-like. The transcript has 2 exons. The record is from RefSeq and is a predicted model, not a curated record. Gene Ontology annotation, molecular function: glycosyltransferase activity. Gene Ontology annotation, cellular component: membrane. Lineage: Eukaryota; Viridiplantae; Streptophyta; Magnoliopsida; Poales; Poaceae. Bases 71 to 1309 code for a protein of 412 amino acids.
ACGCGAACCAUUCUUGUCUGAGCUUCUCUGCUUUUAGUUGGAUUGUUUCUUGAGCUCAGGAGCGCGCAGCAUGAAGGGAGGAGGAGGAGCGGCGGCGGUCGUCGACAGCAGCAGCAAGGACGGGCACGCGGCUGCAAGGGCGCCGGCGCCGCCGAGGAGCUUCGUGCUGCUGAAGCUCGUCGUGAGGCCGGUGCUCCUCUUCGCCGUGCUCGCCACCUGCUUCCUCGCCGCCGCGCUCGUCCUCUUCGUCCUCGGCGGCGGGGGCGGGGCCGUCUCGUACUACCGCCUCCCGACGCUCGCCGUGCCCGACGUGCUCCUCGCGGCGCCGUGCGCGGAGAAGGUGAAGGAGGCGGAGGUGGAGCGGUGGUGGGCGCGGCCGGCGGCGAGGAGCGCGUGGCACAACAUGAGCGACGAGGAGCUGCUGUGGGCGGCGUCGUUCGAGCCCCGGCGGCCGGGUGCGCGCAGGACGCCGGCGCCGGGGAAGGUGGCCUUCUUGUUCCUCACCCGCGGCCCGCUCCCGCUGGCGCCGCUGUGGGAGAGGUUCUUCAACGGCUCCGGCGGGAAGGAGCUGUUCUCGGUGUACAUGCACACCACGCCGGGGUUCCGCCUCGACUUCCCGCCGUCGUCGCCGUUCCACCGACGGCAGGUGCCCAGCAAGGCGACGAGGUGGGGCGAGGUGAGCGUGGUGGACGCAGAGCUUCGCCUGCUCGCGAAUGCGCUCCUCGACCUCGCCAACGAGCGCUUUGUCCUCCUCUCCGAGUCAUGCAUCCCUCUCCACCCUCUUCCUGACGUCCACGCCUACCUAACCCGCUCGCAUCACAGCUUCGUCCAGGCAUUCGAUGACCCGAGCCGCCUCGGGCGCGGCCGGUACCGCGUCGGCCUCGCCCCGGUGGUGUCCCUCCGGCAGUGGCGCAAGGGCGCCCAGUGGUUCGAGAUGGACCGGCGCCGCGCUGUCUUCGUUGUCGCCGAUGUCCGGUACUACCCGAGGUUCCGGGAGGCGUGUCUGCCUCCGUGCUACGUUGAUGAGCACUACCUCCCCACCGUGCUCACCAUCGUGGCGCCCGGCGAGAUCGCCAACCGAAGCGUUACGUGGGUCGAUUGGUCGCGAGGUGGGUCCCACCCAGCGAGUUUUGGUGUCGGGGAUGUGGGAGAGGAGUUCCUGGAGAGGCUGGCGGGGAAGAAGGGGGAGAAGGAGAGUUGCAUCUAUAAUGGGCAGCCGACAAAUUUAUGCUCUCUAUUUGCAAGGAAGUUUGCGCCCAGCGCGCUGCAGCCGCUGCUCCAGCUUUCGACCAAGAUACUCCAAUACUAGAUUAGUUAGUUAAACUCACUAAUGCAUGUUUAUAUUCUACUCACCGAAGGGAGAACAGAGACAUAUGACUCCUUUUUUGAUGUAACAAAACAAUGAGGGUGAUUGAAUUGACAUAUUUUGCUUAAGUA